Bradysia coprophila is the source of this 1866-nucleotide messenger RNA. RefSeq lists its product as uncharacterized. The record is from RefSeq and is a predicted model, not a curated record. Gene Ontology annotation, cellular component: nucleus. NCBI's taxonomy places the organism in Eukaryota, Metazoa, Arthropoda, Insecta, Diptera, Sciaridae. Gene Ontology annotation, biological process: regulation of DNA-templated transcription.
CCUCAAUGUACGUAAUUUCGUAUAUAAUAAUAAAUCGCGCGAUGAGUCUCUUUUCGUUAAACUUGUGUUCAAUGAAGUUGUUGGACGAAAUUCAGUGCAAAAUGUUGUUUGUUCAAGCAGAAUAUGUUCGAUAGAUGAGAAAGCAGACGGAGGGUGAGAAUGGUAAAUAUGUGCGAGCCGAAUUUUAUCUAUGUACGACGAAUGGGGACGAAGGAUAAUGGUACAGGGGGAACAAUAUUCUCGCUGCAUAUACAUACAGUAACGACUAGGAAUUCUACAAAAGGUUGUGUAAAUGCGACAUGUGAUUCAGUCGGUGAUUGUUAAUUGAAGUGAAUGUCACGUAUAUUGUGCAAGAGCUCGAAAAUUGUGAAGAGAAAAUUGUAUUGUGACUUGGUGAUAAAGUACGAGCUGAAUUUUUAGCUGUGAAAUAAUUUUAUAAAAUGACAAUGGACUAUGCAAAUCAACGAGCGGAUAUUAAAAUGCCGUCUCCGCGUAUCUCAAGUGAAAAUCAAACAAAAAUCGAACUUAAUCAAAAAUCGAACACCAAACGAUCAUUUGAUGUGGCAUUUCUGAUGCGACCUGAUGAGAAAAUGAAAAGUCGUCAGAACGAAAAGCAUCAAAGAUUAAAUGCCGACGCAGUUGUUACAUAUCCCAAUCAAAUCAGUGUGAAAAGUGAUGAAAGUUUACGUGAACAAGACAAUGAAUCGAAUUACUUUGACCAAGAGAAAAUCAUCCCCACGAACGGUUUACACUUAAUUGGUGCUGAAAUACUCAACAACAACGAGUCGCCGCGAUCAGCACGAUUUGCAACAAUGCAUUCGUCAAAUUCACCUAGAGUCUAUGACGAUCCAUCGAUUUUACCGCCAGCUAAAAUGCCCAACUAUGAAAGUGAUUUACCUAUCCGGAGUGCAUUUACGAAAGUUCCACAUGCACGUCAGGACUCACCACCACCGUUGAGUCCUGACCAAAUGAGCUGUCCGUCGAGCAGUCCACCCAUAUCAACGAGCCCUCCCAGGCACAUCAUUUAUCAGAACUUUCGACCCGAAUAUCGAUUCGUCAACAACGGUCACUUCCAUACGAUUAGUCAAAUGCAAGCUGCCCAUAAUCAUCAAAAAUUGAAACAGCAAUUAAUGUACCGUCCGAUUCAGAAUCAGGGCGGUUCCGAAAUCUCCAAUUAUAUGCCCAGUGCAGGCUUCCCGUUCGGUACUCCGAAUCAUCCGUUUGUUCCGCAGCCCGACCUGACUGGCAUCGUCCGAAAUCCAGCCGCCGCUGCACUGCUUACCACUUUGAUUCCACCGACGAUUGCCACUUCAUUCACAUUGACCGCACAAAAUGUUUGUGCCAAGUGUAACAUUAGUUUUCGAAUGACCAGCGAUUUAGUCUAUCAUAUGCGUUCGCAUCAUAAAAGUGAAUUCACAAAUGAUACGAAUCGACGGAAACGCGAGGAAAAACUAAAGUGUCCAGUAUGCAAUGAAAGUUUUCGUGAACGUCACCAUUUGACGAGACAUAUGACCGCCCAUCAGGAUAAGGCUAGUGAUGAAGCGGAAACGAUUCAAAUUCAACGAAGGCACAAGUGAUUUGUAAAAUGUUUUCAAUAGACGUUUAAGCACCACCACCAACAUCCACACAUAACUACACAUAUUUUUAUCCUUUUCCUUUCCGAUGAUUUCACUUAAUAUGAAGAUGUCUAACGUUUUAAUUAGUGAAUUAUAUAAAUGUUUUUUGAUUAAUUUUAUUAUAAAUUGUGAUAUAUGUUACAUGUGUAUAUAAAGGAAGUCAUAUACUUAAAAUUAUAUUAUAUAUAUACUCGACUAGGACAAAAGAACAGCAAAGUAAAAAAAAUACAAAAUAUAUUGAAUUUUAUGG